This is a messenger RNA of Elaeis guineensis (African oil palm), 3640 nucleotides long. Its product is annotated as protein ARABIDILLO 1. The record is from RefSeq and is a predicted model, not a curated record. Lineage: Eukaryota; Viridiplantae; Streptophyta; Magnoliopsida; Arecales; Arecaceae. Gene Ontology annotation, molecular function: protein binding.
CUCCAUCCCCUCGCCACCCCACCCCAAUCCCUCCCACCCUCUCUAUCCCUCACCCUCACCGCCUCCCCACCCUCCUUUUCCUUAUAGGAGUCGACGACUCCCCCUUCUCGAUCGUUUUAAAACCAAACGAUAAAAAUACAAACAAAAAUAAAUCGAAGCGCCCUUCCCAAUCCCUCAGCUCAAGAACGCCAUCUCCAAUUUCCUCAAAAAGCCCUCGUUUCUUCCAUUCCUUUUUCCCUCCAUCGAUCUCCCAACAAACCCUAGAGAGUUUACGUGUACAAACAAACGAAAUCCCCCAAAGGUUUCCGUAGAAAUCUGUCGAAUUCUUGAAUUAGAGAUCGUUCGAGCGCGCCGAAUCUUCUUUCCGCUUCUUGUUCCCGAAGUAGGGUUUUGCUGCCAUGAGCCGGAGGGUGAGGAGGCGCGGCGCGCAGUCCAAGGACAAGGAGAAGGUCGUCAUCUCCCCGGUCUUCCCUGAGGCCUCCGAGGAUUGCGUGAUCCCUCGCCCCGGCGGCGGCGGCGGAGGCGACGGCGCUGGGGUGGCUGCCGUGGACUGGACUUGCCUCCCCGACGACAACGUUGUCCAGCUCUUCUCCUGCCUCAACUACCGGGACCGCGCCAGCCUCGCCUCCACCUGUCGCACCUGGCGCCUCCUCGGCUCCUCCCCCUGCCUUUGGACCGCUCUCGACCUCCGCGCCCACCGCUGCGAAUCUGAUACCGCCGCCGCCCUCGCCGGCCGGUGCGCCCACCUCCGCCGCCUUCGCUUCCGGGGCGCUGAUGCUGCUGCCAUCGUCAUGAAUCUCCAGGCCCGCGGCCUGCGGGAGAUCGCAGGGGACUACUGCCGCGAGAUCACCGACGCCACCCUGUCGGUGAUUGCUGCCCGCCACGAAGCGCUUGAAAGCCUCCAGAUCGGCCCCGACCCGUGCGAGAGAAUCACCAGUGAUGCUAUCCGUCAUGUCGCCAUGUGCUGCACGAGGUUAAGGAGGCUGCGCCUCUCCGGCAUCCGGGAGGUUGACGGAGAGGCAGUUGGGGCCCUCGCGCGGCACUGCCCCCAGUUGGAGGAGAUAGCCUUCUUGGAUUGUGGGAGCAUCGAUGAGAGUGCUCUUGGAAAGGUGCUGCCUCUAAGAUUCUUGUCGGUGGCAGGGUCACGGAACUUGAAGUGGACUACGGCCUCUCUUGCCUGGAGCAGGCUCCCAAACUUGAUCGGCGUGGAUGUUUCAAGGACGGACGUCUCCCCGGCUGCCGUAUCGAGGCUUCUUUCCACGUCCAAAAGCGUGAAGGUGUUGUGCGCUCUCAACUGUGUCGCACUCGAAGAGGAAGGGAAUCACAACCCCACGGCAUUUAGCAAUACCAAGGGGAAGGUGCUGCUUGCCCUUUUCAGUGAUAUAUUCAUAGGGAUUGCUUCUUUGUUCAAGGGCACGGUGGUUAAGGAGCGAGGAUUCUUUGGGGAAUGGAGGAGUUGGGAAAACAAGGACAAGAACCUGAAUGAUAUCAUGACCUGGAUUGAGUGGAUCCUGUCGCAAUCACUGCUUCGAAUAGCAGAGACUAACCCACAUGAUAUUGAUGAGUUUUGGUUAAGGCAAGGUGCUGCUUUGUUGCUGAGCUUGGUGAAGAGUUCACAGGAGGAUGUGCAAGAGAGAGCAGCUACUGGGCUUGCUACAUUUGUGGUCAUUGAUGAUGAUAAUGCAGCAGUUGACCCAGCGAGAGCAGAGGCGGUGAUGCGGAAUGGUGGGAUACCUCUGCUUUUGGAGCUUGCAAAGUCUUGUCGGGAGGGUAUACAGUCUGAAGCUGCAAAGGCCAUUGCAAACUUGUCAGUAAAUGCCAAAGUUGCCAAAGCAGUUGCUGACGAAGGGGGCAUCAGUAUUCUUGCUGAUCUGGCGAGAUCCAUGAACAGGUUGGUUGCUGAAGAGGCUGCUGGAGGUCUCUGGAACCUUUCUGUGGGAGAAGAGCACAAGGCGGCCAUUGCUGAGGCUGGUGGCGUAAAAGCUUUAGUGGAUCUUAUUUUCAAAUGGCGCUCUGGAAUAGAUGGAGUUCUGGAACGUGCUGCUGGUGCCCUUGCAAAUUUGGCUGCCGAUGACAAAUGCAGUCUGGAGGUUGCAGUGGCUGGUGGUGUCCAAGCUUUGGUGAUGCUUGCUCGGUUGUGCAAGAUUGAGGGAGUACAAGAACAGGCUGCUCGAGCUUUGGCUAAUCUGGCUGCUCAUGGAGAUAGCAACAGUAAUAAUGCUGCUGUGGGUCAAGAGGCAGGUGCACUUGAGGCAUUGGUGCAGCUAACUUGUUCUCAAAAUGAAGGUGUAAGACAAGAAGCAGCUGGUGCUCUGUGGAACUUAUCUUUCGAUGAUAGAAACCGAGAAGCAAUUGCUGCAGCUGGUGGGGUUGAAGCCUUGGUAGCUCUUGCACAAGGAUGUUCAAAUGCUUCUCAAGGACUCCAAGAGAGGGCUGCAGGUGCUUUGUGGGGAUUGUCGGUAUCAGAGGCUAAUAGCAUUGCCAUCGGACGAGAAGGUGGUGUGGCACCUCUAAUUGCAUUGGCACGGUCGGAUGCUGAAGAUGUUCAUGAAACUGCUGCUGGUGCACUUUGGAAUCUUGCUUUUAAUUCUGGCAAUGCUCUUCGCAUAGUUGAAGAAGGGGGGGUUCCAGCCCUCGUACACCUCUGUGCAUCAUCAGGAUCAAAAAUGGCUCGUUUUAUGGCUGCAUUGGCACUUGCUUACAUGUUUGAUGGAAGAAUGGAUGAGGUUGCAUUGGUUGGGUCUUCAUCAGAAGGUGCUUCAAAGAGUGUUAACUUUGAUGGUGCUAGAAGGAUGGCAUUGAAGCAUAUAGAAGCUUUUGUACUGACUUUUUCAGAGCCACAACUCUUCUCCAUGGCUGCAGCUUCUUCGGCUCCUGCAGCCUUGGCACAAAUAGCUGAAGCAGCACGCAUACAAGAAGCAGGACAUCUGAGAUGCAGUGGUGCCGAGAUUGGGAGAUUUGUUACCAUGCUUCGAAACCCAUUAUCCAUUCUUCGAGCCUGUGCAGCUUUUGCUCUUCUUCAGUUCACCAUUCCAGGAGGCAGGCAUGCGAUGCACCAUGCAGGCCUUUUGCAGAAAGCUGGGGCUGCACGGGUCCUACGUGCUGCAGCUGCAGCUGCAACAGCUCCUAUUGAAGCAAAAAUUUUUGCGAGGAUUGUGCUCAGGAAUCUUGAACACCACCAGCUGGAAGCUUCAAUAUAAAGCUGAAAUAAGGAAUUUGUUCUUCAGCAUUUAGAAUCAGAAGUUGAACACUUCCUUUUGCCCAUGCAUCAGCCUGAAGCAAUGCCUGCAUAUGAAUCCUGCUCUAUGAAAAAUGCAGAAUCCUUGGUUACUGAAGCUUCUGUUCCUUGAUGGAGCUUUCGUUUUUGGUUCAUAUCCUGAGAACUUGGUUUUUGAUAAACUGAAUUGAGGAGGGGCUGGCUUGCUCUUGUUAGUCAGGUAUUUAUUAAAUUGGCUUGACUUGGCUUUUCUGUGAUUAUUAGAGUGUGGAUGCAUUUUUUCUAUUUAUUUGGAGUGUAAAAGAAGGUGCUGGAUGUUCAAGAAAACCAGUAUCUGUAAAUUUUGUACUUACGUAUCUAACAUUAAUGACAGCAUGUUUGUUAUAAUUUUAUUAAACUAUAUGAAACGCAGGUUUAUGGACA